Molecule: messenger RNA, 2425 nt
Organism: Nylanderia fulva
Lineage: Eukaryota; Metazoa; Arthropoda; Insecta; Hymenoptera; Formicidae
Gene: aft
Product: cap methyltransferase 2
Biological process (GO): methylation; 7-methylguanosine mRNA capping
Cellular component (GO): nucleus; cytoplasm
Molecular function (GO): methyltransferase cap1 activity
Source: RefSeq, a predicted model, not a curated record
UCUGACAGCUGACAUCGCAACGUUGACGUCGCGAAGUCGCCGCAAUGAUAGCGAUAAUAACAAACGUAUUUAUUUAAAUAGCAUGUGUAUAUAUUAUAAUAUUUUUUGCAUAAUUCUCCGAAGUAGUGGACGAUAAUAUUCCGACCUAGUUUAGAAGGAAUAUUCCGCACAUAUAUGGCUUCUUCUUGAAAAGGAUCAAAAAAGCGAUAAAAAAAGGAUAAUGACUCGCAAGAAGAACACUGAGUAUAUAUAAGAAAAUUAUAUAAUUAUAAACAAGGGUCAAAGUAUAUUACAACUAUUUUUUAUAUUUCUGAAUUGUACAUUUUAAUAUAAUGAUGGAGAAGGAAAACAGUUUUACUAGAAGACCUCUAGUUGAUAACAACAUAGACACAUUGUUCGAAAAAAACUUCCUAAUCUCGGGUAGUGGACAAAUGGAAACUUAUACAUUACCAAAUCCCACGUCGAUGUUUAAGGAGCCGCCAUGGCAUCUAGAACAUUUGCAAACAUUAAAGGCCAGUCUAAAUGAAAUAAAGAGUCGUCUCAACAACUUUGAUCUAUGUGAGUGGCAACAACAUACGAAUCAGAUGAACAAAGCAGGCGACAUUGUGAACACUGUGAAAAGGAACAUACAAGCAGAACUCGUGACUCAAGCCUGGUGUAAAUUCUAUGAGAUUGCUUCUACCUUUUUCCUCAUUCCAUUAAACGAGAUUUAUUGCGAAGAGAAUAAGAGUUUUACCUCUGUGCAUCUGUGCGAAGCGCCAGGCGCCUUUAUAACCGCCCUGAAUCACUGGUUAAAGACAAACGCACCGGAUGUAGAAUGGAGUUGGACGGCCACCACAUUGAAUCCUUACUGCGAGGGACAUUCGUACAACACGAUGGUACCCGAUGACAGAUUCAUCAGGCAUACUCUGAAACAUUGGUACUUCGGCGUCGAUAAUACGGGCGAUGUGAUGGAUCUUAGAAAUCUAGAUAUUAUGGUGGAACGAUUCAAACAGAGGAACCAGAAAGUCCUACUGGUCACUGCAGAUGGAAGUAUAGAUUGCAAAGACAUACCAGGAGAACAAGAAAGUGCUGUGGCGCAAUUGCACUUAUGCGAAACAGUGGCCUGUAUGCACCUCUUGCAAGAAGGCGGUAAUUUUCUACUGAAGCUCUUCACCAUGUUCGAACAUCAAUCUGUAUGUUUGAUAUAUCUGCUUUCCUGCUCCUUCCAUCAAGUCACCGCAACAAAGCCAGCUUCUAGCAAAGCUGGAAAUUCAGAAAUAUACCUCGUGUGUACGAAUUUCAAGGGCAAAGAUUAUGUUGCACCAUAUUUGAAUAUACUCAGGCAUUAUUGUAGCAACGUGUCGCCUAAAAAAGCAAUGUUUAAUUUGCGAGAUAUUCCGAUGCCUUUUUUGUGCAAACUCCAAGAAUGCAAUGAAUUCUUCAAGCAUCAUCAAUGUCUAGUCAUCACAGAGAAUAUAAACACGUUUCGCGCAGAAAGAUACAACAAUAUCCUCUCCGAACUAAAACAUAUCAAGCGGAAAGUUGUUCAGAAGUAUAUCAGGACAUGCAGAUUAAGUCAAAUAGAUUCUGCGAACGAGAUAGUCGGUCGGCAAAUAUUAGAGAUGAGCAACAAUUUUUAUACAAAUAGACAAUGGCAUGACGAAUCUUACAACGAGCGCUGCAAGAAGCAAGAUUUAACACCGCAAGAACAAUUAUUGCAGAUAUGUAACAAAAUGAAGAAAAUAGAAUUAUCGAUGGAAAAAUCUUAUACUUGGCAUUUACAAGCACCAGAUUUAGAAAUACGAGGGGGAAAAUCAUUUAACAAAGUAUGCAGCUCGCACUUUUGUGACUCAAAAAUUCUACAGAUGUUAAACCAAAUUGACGACAAACUACGAGAUACACGCUCCAAAGCACUUUAUAGCUUUGUUUUUUCAUCGGCAGAAAUGAUACAAGAGCAGCGAAUUGAUCCAACUUAUGAGAUACUGAGCUUCCAAUUUUUUCGCGAUUACGAUAGUCAUCGGACGAUUGCUGAAAUUUACGAUCGAUUAGAACAACUACAGAUCGGACAAACACUCGUUCUCAUCGGCUACUCUUUGCUAACGCAGUUGAAUGUCGGACUCUUAUAUCUCGUGGGUGAUCUCUUCGAUAACAUCAUUGUAGAGGUUCAUGAUAAUGAAGGCUAUCGCAUUAAAUUGGAGAAGUAUAGACGUAAUGACAAAAUAUUGAAUAAUUUGCUUGAAAUACUCAGGGCGUCGAAUAAUAUGCGUGACCAAAAUAUGAUCUGGUCAGUAAUACCUAUAACGUUUUUAUAUGAAUGUCACCAUUUCCCCGUGAUAGUACAACUUAAUCAUCUGAUGAUCAAACUAUAUGCUCAUUACAUCAGUAUGAUAGAGAAUAGUAAGACAUAACAACAAAGAAAUUUAAUAUACAUGAUGUGAUUAUA